Ornithodoros turicata is the source of this 3004-nucleotide messenger RNA. RefSeq lists its product as uncharacterized. NCBI's taxonomy places the organism in Eukaryota, Metazoa, Arthropoda, Arachnida, Ixodida, Argasidae. The transcript has a single exon. The record is from RefSeq and is a predicted model, not a curated record. The coding region runs from base 349 to 1722 and encodes 457 amino acids.
ACCGUGUCACACAUGAUGUCCGACAGCAAAACGUACAAAUCUUUAUUUUUUUGUACCAUGAAAUCAGGGCAACACCUAGUAUCCACAAUUACGCGACCAUGACAGCCACUUUUAACGUCGUAAAAUACACUGACAUACUAUGUAGGUCGAGGUGGGCGCAUACGACAUGAUGAGGACCUGGCAGGACCGGUGUGUCCUUUAGUUUUGCUCCCCGUUAAGCGACGCCAUCACUGUUGGCACUUUCUUUUUGUUGUGCUACUUGCGUUAUUUGUGUAUGAAUUAUCGCGAGCGAACAAAGUUAGUUGCUCUGCUCCAAGCACACGUAAGUUAACAGUCGAACUGCAACAGAUGCGAACGAUCACACCGUGGAUUAGCAGCGUGCUACUUUCCUCUGUCCGUGACUACCCAAUAACAUUGCCUGCACCUCCUUCCGAGAAGAUAGCUAUUUUAGAGACAAUCUACGACGUUAGAAAGGUGCGCAUUUCAGAUGGUGAGCAAGUCAAAGAAGGUUAUUUCACACUCGAAGUUCUGCGUCAGUUUCAGCAAACCUUUGGAGAACUCUACGUCAGUGAAGUGCCAAAGUACUACGUAUCCGUACAGACGUCGCUCGUGCGCAUUGAAGUGAACGGUUCCAGAGAGCACGUAAUCAAACUCACUCGUGUGGAUCUCCUGGAAAAGAUGCCGAAGAAAGAAGAAAUCCCAGAUGCACUGGGCUGUUACUUGAGGAGCAAUGGGAAGGGAACCGCCAAAGAGCCAGCAAAUGGGACAACUGUCACCGUUCCUUCACCCCCGGAAAAUAUCACGUUCAAGUCGGACGGGAUGAACUUGAUCAAGAGAGUGGUGUCCAAUUUGGCUUCCCCCGACAAGGUGGUGGCGCGCCCAGAGAUCCUCUUGGAUCGGAUGAAGUCUCGGAUGGGGGCUGCACUGACGGCCGUGGCACAGAACAAGAAGUCGGACGCCGAACACGACAGGACAUGGGCGAGUGUGGUCACGUCAAAGGAGGCACCCCUCAACAGCAGCCCCGCAAGAGACGCCUCCCCGGCCAAGGCUGAGGUUCCGACAAAGAACCUGCGGAGUUCGGCGAGUACGAGGAAAGGAUCGCUCCGCAGCGGGAAAACCUACGGCGAAAAAGAAGCGGGAUCCAAUUUGGAAGAUUCGGCUAAGCUGCGGAAGAGAAAACGGGAGGACGACGACGCGGCCAAGACGGUCCCGGACAAGAGACCCAAGGGUGCCACUGCUCAGGGCCAUCCAGUUGGAAGAAAGUCUGGAAAGGGGAACGUCUCCGUCGGGACUGAGCCAGGCACGUCGGGGUUGCAGCAGAAGAAAAUUAUUGCGAAAAGAGUCGGAAAGGGGAACGAGGAAAUUAAGCUGAAGACGUUGUCAGAGCCGGAGUCGCCUUCCAGUACAGAAUGUAUCCCGCCAUCACCUUCGCCGGUUCCCGGUACCUUUGCUGCCAACAAGAAGGCGCUACUGCUGUUCAUCAAAGCAGAACCGAAAGACGAUCCGCACGCCAAAAACAGUCCCCCGAAGAAGCCGUCGGUGACGUUUGCCGCGGAUGAUAAAAAUCUCGUUUUCAGUCAGGAGCGAAGCUCAGAUCAACCGCGCAUGCAGGGCAGACCGUCGGAUGUUUCACGUGCUUCGUCCGCGUGGAAUAUUUCUCCGCCACUUUUGGAGACCAUGAAGAACUUUGUGCACAAACAUUUCGCUAUGUGGAACCGAUAAUUUCCGUACCUGCUGCAUCCAUGUUUGUGACAUUUUAAAGCAUUGUUCUCACAUAUUCUGUCAUGGCGCACUUUCCCAAGUGGCACUGUCACGAGCAUUUUUAAAGACAUCACCGCGCGCUUUUGAGAAUUCUGUCACGUUUUAUCUUGCCCUUUAUUUCAUGUUGUACUGUAGGAGUACAGUAAUUUUUGUAAUGACCUUAUUUUUAUGAAUUUCCUUUCAUUGAUCGAUUAUUGAUAAUUCAGUGACCAGUUGACUAGUCAUUGAAUCAUCAAAAUAUUGGUAGCAAAGUUAGAAAAAUAGUGCAAUUGCGAUUUGUAAUACACUAGUUUCACAAAGCCAAUGUGACUCAUUCACUGCAAUGAAUUGUAGCACUGUGAUUAUGUAGCACAUUUCCAACCACUGAACAUCAAUUCCACAUUCAUUCCAGCACCAUUCUGCAGUUAUUCUCAAAUUCUUUCACGUUGGCGCGAGAUUCACCGAGUAAGGGUUUAGCUCCAUGUGAGUGUCCCAGAAGCGUCGACAGUCUCUGUUGUCAUGGCACAGCCUCUCAGCUCGAGCCUUCCGACCCAGAUUAACCCCAUGGCACAACCGCAGAGACCACUAAAGUGACGUCCCACGAGAUAUUCUCCAAAUGUGCCUUCGUCGGUAUUUGUCAAGUACGAGGGUCAGUCAAAAAUUGGCCACACUUGCGCAGACUUCUUGAAACCUGAGUCUGUUAUGGAUUAUUGUUUGGGCACAGAAAUGGCUGAUUUGCAUUAUGACCUACCGCAUCAUCCACUCCGACAGAAUCGAUUCACGUGCAUUCUCCUGUAUCCAUUCAAACACACUUCUUCGUGACAAAAAAACUUUUCUCAAAAAAGUUUCGAAAGUGCACAAAGUUUUCGAUAAAAAUGAAAAACGAAUCACUGCACACCGCUCUUGCGGGCAACUCACAAGUUUGGCCGCCAACGACGACUUAAUGAUGGUUGGAGGGGGGGGGGUUCAUCGCCAGGGCGAUACAAAUAAUUUUUGACCCACCCUCGUAUUAGACAGCGAAUUGACUACUUUUAAAGUGCACACACCAUGUUGAUUCGUGCAGUUUUGCCAGUACAACAUGCUUUACAACGCAACUGCAGUGCGAGUGAGACGAAAAUACACUGUGCCUUAUUUUAAUGUUUGAUGACACAUAAAAGUGAGCUGCAAGUCGACGUGCACCACACAGAUGGGGUACGCUUUGCAGUUCCUCUUUGUUGUGAUUUCCUGUCUCAUGGUCUUUGCAAAUAAAAAUAUUCUGACUUAA